AUGGAUUUUGAAUAUGUUCAUCUUGAAACAUCCGCUGUCACUCAAAAAAAAGAAAAUUCUGAAUCGACUUUAAGCAACAAAAAAAAAAAAAUUCGGAGGAACAGUUUAGUUUCUACAUUUUGUUAUUUUGUCUUCGACCGUUUACAAAUGCAAGCCUUCGCGUUAAAACAAAUAAGUCGUCAAAUGAAUGGAAAACGUGAUUUCGGUUUUGAUAUGAAAAGUUCAUUGUACGGUAGAAAUAGCGCCGAAAAUCGUCAAUUACUUUAUGGAGCAUCAUAA
Molecule: messenger RNA, 279 nt
Organism: Clunio marinus
Lineage: Eukaryota; Metazoa; Arthropoda; Insecta; Diptera; Chironomidae
Source: the annotation of a GenBank genome assembly